AUGUUGCCCCCAGUGGAAGACGCUGUCCUAGCGAACAACCCCGAGUUUGCAGCGCUUUAUGCCAAGCUGACCACUUCUGCUCUCAACCCUGAUGGCUCGUCCAAGGACGACCCAGCGGCGAAGGAGCGCGGGGCCGUGACCGAGGAGCUAAACCGGUAUCGGCUCAAAGCAGCCAAGCAGAGUUUACUCUUAGACGCGAUAGCCAAUGCGAAUCCACAGUCCCUGCAGGCGAAGCCGGCGCCCGCGCCGACGCUGACGAAACGGCCGCGAGCGCCACAGCAAGCGACAUCAACCAUCGCAGAGCUACCAGCACCCUUGCUCGACCUCCUCCUCCUCCUGCCGCCGCUCCUGACCGCAUCCUCCGAGCUCUCGCCCGAAUCGACGGCCCUGCUCCUCUCGAACCCGCCGCUGUCCGACUUCCCGGACCACCUCCCCCAGCUCGCCGCCCUCGUGUCGAACCACCUCCACACCUCGGCCGUCCACCUCGCCCGAAUAGCCAACCCAUCCACCAACCCAUCCUUCGUCCACCGCGCCGUCCCCUCCCUCCCAACCUCCGCGGCCUCGCUCACAGCGACCAUAGCCGACCGCAAAGCGGACCUGACGCGCGCCCGCCUCGCCGCCGCCGCCUCGCUCUCCUCGCUGCUGGCGUCGCAGACCGCCGUGCUGGCGCAGCUGCUGCGCGCGCUGGAGGCCAAGCACGGCGCCGUGGCGCGCUCGCUCGAGCUCCGCGCCGCCGAGGCCGCGCUCGCCGCCCAGCGCCAGCACGCCGAGGCCGAGGCCGCGCUCUGGCUCGCCCGCCGCGACGCCUACCCGCCCGCCGCGCAGCGCGCGCUGGCCAACUACGCGCGCCACCUGCGCGACGCCAGGGCGCGGCUGAACGAGGCGGUCCACACGCUGCGGGCCGAGCUGGAGGCGUAUGGGGUUGAUUCUGUCGCUGCUGGUACGGGGAGAAGCGGGCGGGGCCGGCAAGGAGAAGGUCAUGCGGGAAAUGGCGCGGGUGUACCGUGA
Thermothielavioides terrestris NRRL 8126 is the source of this 1008-nucleotide messenger RNA. RefSeq lists its product as uncharacterized. The transcript is spliced from 3 exons. The coding region runs from base 1 to 1008 and encodes 335 amino acids. Lineage: Eukaryota; Fungi; Ascomycota; Sordariomycetes; Sordariales; Chaetomiaceae. The record is from RefSeq and is a predicted model, not a curated record.